GGGUUGCGUUGUGCAAGACAAAAAAAAUGGCAAAACUCACUCUCUCAGUCUCCGUUUGUCUUCUGGGAUUGUUUCUUCAGGCUGAAUGUUCAGUUUUUAUCGAUAACCAACAAGCAAGCUCAGUUUUGCCUAGGCAAAAGAGGUUCAAUUCCAAAAGGCUGGAGGAGGUUGUUUCAGGGAACCUCGAGAGGGAAUGCAUCGAAGAAAAAUGCAGUUAUGAAGAAGCACGAGAAGUUUUCGAAAACGAGGAAAAGACGAUGGAGUUUUGGAAAGGGUACCUUGAUGGAGAUCAGUGCAACCCAAACCCAUGCAAGAAUGGAGGCUCCUGCCAGGACGAACUGAAUUCUUACGUGUGCUGGUGCCCGCUGGGGUUCGAAGGGAGGAACUGUGAGCUAGAUUCAACCUGCGCGACCAAGAACGGAGGAUGCAAGCAAUUCUGCAGGAAUGACCUGCAACACAAAGUGGUUUGCUCCUGUGCCGCUGGCUACACACUUCACGAAGACAGAAAAACCUGUAUCCCGGCAGUGCCAUUUCCCUGCGGGAGGAUUUCAGCGCCAGAAGCCAAAAGCAAGAUUACCCGAGCCAUGAACACUUUUGAGGAGUGGGACAUCACCAAUUCUACCGAGGACGAAGCUGCAGACAACGCUGCAGGCAACGUGACAGACUACACGACGGGCAAUCCCACCAACGAUGUGACACCCACCCCGAGUCGCAUCGUGCCUAUCACCAAACCAGAUACGCGAGUUGUUGGUGGGACAGAUAGCAAGAAGGGGGAAAUCCCUUGGCAGGUUCAUCUGAGGCAUAAGGAUGCAGGAUUUUGUGGUGGGUCUAUUGUCAAUGAGAGAUGGAUUGUAACGGCAGCACACUGUCUGGUGCCUGGGGCAGAGAUUACUGUGGUAGCAGGCGAACACGAUACCAAGGCUGAGGAUGACACUGAGCAGCACCGGAAAGUAAUAAACAUCAUUCCCCACCCCACCUACGAUGCCAAGAUCAAUAAGCACCAUAACGACAUUGCGCUGCUGGAGCUGGAGAGUCCCCUGCAGCUCAACAGUUACGUUACGCCCAUCUGCAUCGCAAGCAAGGACUUCACCAACAACCUCCUGAAGAACGGGAUAGGCACCGUGAGCGGCUGGGGGAGCCUGCUGUUCCGCGGCCGGCCGGCCCAAGUCCUGCAGGUCCUGAAAGUGCCGUACGUCGACCGCUCAACGUGCCUGAAAAGCAGCUCGUUUUCCAUCUUGCAGAACAUGUUCUGUGCAGGUUACCCAGCAGGAGGGAAAGACACCUGUGCGGGGGACAGUGGAGGCCCUUACACUACAGACAUAGAAGGGACCUGGUUUCUCACCGGAAUAACCAGCUGGGGAGAGGACUGUGCGCAGAAAGGCAAAUAUGGGAUCUACACCCGAGUGUCCCGAUACGUCAAGUGGAUUCAAAACAUGACAAAGCUCCCUUAAUCAACACAGACUUAGACACUGCUGCUGCUUCCCUCUGCAUUGACUGACCGCUGGGGAAUCCUGCAGUCCUAAUUCAGUUCUUCUUGAAUCAUGGCAUUUUAACGCGCGGUGAUAAUUGAACUAAUUUUUCUUUUUUUGAAGAACAAAGAAUAUCGAGAGCUGGAGUAUGCAUGGGAGGGAGGGGUGGGGAGACAAAGCUGCAUUCAUGAUAAAUACCCAAAUCCUACCCUUCUUCAUGAGCCUGUCGCUGGGUUUGGCACGUUCGUCGUAGCAAAGGUCAGGAUUUGGCUUCGAGCCGGCAGUAUCAUGAGCUCAUUCAACAAUUAAAAGAAUAUUACAUUGCUCUCUGAAAUGAUCAGUCAGGAAGCUUGUCCGUGGACCUCUUCCAUGCAGUAGGCAAUCUUUGGGAGAGAUCAGCGAUGUGUCAAAAUUGGCAUGUGUGUAAAAUGACCUGAAAUCACGGACCUAUUAAACUAGUAUGAAAGUCACUGCAGGCUUCGCGAUAAUGAUUUCUUCUGAGGCCCGUCGAGCUUAUGAAAAGAUAAUUGUUUAGCAUCCAUCCCCGUGACACAACACUCUUCAGAGUGAUCACAUUUAAUUAGAAAAGACACGCUCGCUUCCCCUGCCGCUGUCAAUGGACACAGCUUUGGUGACUUCCUUGGAGCCAGGGAGACUUCAGGCCUGCAACCCCCACUGCUGUUUCUAACAUCUCACAUGGUAUUUCUGCUCAGGAAGUGCUUGCAAAGUGCUGCCAUUUCAGAAGGGCACUGCCCCUGACAUAUCCAGUUUGCAUUAGGGUUGGACCCAGAGGCUAACUGCCUCUGCCUUUGGCCAAACUAGAUUUUCAAAACCCAGGUUGAGCAGCUCCUUGGCUUUGGAGAUGUAACAAGUCCAUGGGCACCCGAGUUCCUGCAGAUGCCUGAGGCUCUGCCAGCAGCACCUUGUUCUUGUCAGUGCUGAGCAUCUUGGCACCCAGGUCAUACCUAAGCACUAGUAGGACUUGCAAACAAGGCUCUCGCUAGGGCAAUCUUAGGGCACAUCUAACCUACAAAGGACAGAAGAAGGAGCUGCAGCACUUUCCCCUCCUCCACCUUUAUCGCUGGUUCACCCAGGAUAGAGGACAGCUGGAUUCAGUUCCCUUCACCUAACAGGUUUGCACCUACAUCUUCUCCGUGCAGCCCCAGGUUGCAUGGGGUGGGGGUGGGCAGGCACCUCUGAGGUGGACAGGAGACUUGCAAUCCCUAAAAAGAGAAAGGGCUGAGUGUGACCAUACACCCUCCAGACUAUGCCAGGACAAGAAAUGUAAAACCUGCCAACACAUCUCCAUCACCCCCACAAUUACAACACCCCACAACAGAACCGGCACCAGUCCUGGAUCUUACACGUGCACCUCCAGAAAUGUAAUAUAUCUCAUCCAAUGCACCAAAUGCCCUAUUGGAAGAUAUAUAGGAGAGACCGAACAACAACUGUGCACCAGAAUGGGCGCACACUGAAAAUCCAUCGAAGACAAGAAUACCCAAUGACCGGUGGGGGCACAUUUCUCACAAGAAAGCCACUCUCUCCCCAAUCUCUCAGUUCUAAUCCCCAAAGGGAUUUUACAAAACACCUCGCACAGACGAGCCUACGAACUUCACUUCAUCAACCUACUGGAUACAACAAAUCAUGGACUAAAUAUAGACAUUGGAUUUAUGCCACACUAUAACCUGCUUGACAUCUGACUCCCCAAGUACCUCUCCACUAUUUACCAGCCUCAUUCAUUCUCUCCUCCAACCCCUCAAACUCCUCAAUUUACAUCUUCAUUGACUGCCUUUCUUGCCUGCAGACCAGCCUCUGGCUUCUUUACUAUCCCUCGCGUCCAGGAAGAGCACACACCAACUGCAGAUGCUUCCUCAGCCUGACAAAGGGUAUCUGUAUUCAAAAGCUUGCAAAGAAGAAUUUUUCCAGCUAUUUGAGUUGGUCCAAUAAAAGAUAUCAGAUUUACCUGAAGAA
Alligator mississippiensis (American alligator) is the source of this 3440-nucleotide messenger RNA. It is a transcript of the gene F9, whose product is annotated as coagulation factor IX. Bases 27 to 1451 code for a protein of 474 amino acids. The record is from RefSeq and is a predicted model, not a curated record. Gene Ontology annotation, cellular component: extracellular region. Gene Ontology annotation, molecular function: calcium ion binding; serine-type endopeptidase activity. NCBI's taxonomy places the organism in Eukaryota, Metazoa, Chordata, Crocodylia, Alligatoridae. The transcript is spliced from 8 exons. Gene Ontology annotation, biological process: blood coagulation; zymogen activation.